UGUUACCGUCAGUACGGUAUGUGAACGCCGCAGUCAGUCACUUGUGUUUAUCCCUGAGCUCUGCUGCACCGCUGCUCGACACUCUGCUGCUCAGACUCUAAUCACGUCAUUAUCUGGUGCAAAAGUUAGUGUGUUCCUUUCUGACUGCCAGGUACGGUGCUUAUAUUUUCAUUAUUGCUGCAAAAUAUCUCCGUAGCGCUUUAUUCUAAGGCUUAGAAUAAACAAUUUAUGGUCUUGCGCGUCGCCUCCUUGACUAGAAUUUAGUCCUGCGUAAAAGUAACAUCACAUUUUGCUGCAGCGACCAGCUUUGUGUCUGCUAGUUUAGAGGCGCCUUGCUGUUGUUAUUCCCUAUACUGCAGCACCAUACGGCAAUAUUCAACUGGAAGUUUGUUGUUUUGUUGCGGCUGUUAGGCCCGUAAAGCAUCCUUUCAGCCGCAUCAUCAGAGUUCAGCCCACAGCUCCUCUGCGUAAAGGUGAUCAUCGGGUGACACCAGGAGGAGGACUCAAAAACGAGGCAGUUGGGCCUGAUUCAGGUGCGGGACUAUACUCGAGUUUAAGACGAAAUUACUUGCUGAGUUGAAUAAAUAGAAGUCUGGGUUCAUGCCGGAUUUCGAGCACUUCAGAUUUUCCUAUUCGAGCAUGAAUCCGGUCCUGGGGGAGAGUGGCUUCCUGGCUCCACAGCAGCAUCAGCACCAGAUGACGGGCCAGACCGACUCCGCCAUCCCGGAGCCAGGCUACUUCCUGGGGGACCACGGCGGGUUCGGGCCUGAUGGGUUGUCUGGGCUGGACCUGGGAGCUCUGCCGCCGUCGGGCCUUGCUUACCUGCACCUAAGCACCCCCUUGCACCGCGUGCCCCCGGCGGCCACAGCGCUGCGCAACGACUUGGGAUCCAACAUCAGCGUCCUGAAGACUCUGAACCUGCGCUUCCGCUGCUUUUUAGCUAAAGUGCACGAGCUGGAGCGCAGGAACAAGGUGUUGGAGAAGCAGCUGCAGCAGGCUCUUGAAGGUAACUGCGGAGAGGAUGGACACCCGAAGCCGCAGACCAAAGACAUGGGGGUCCAGACCGGAUUUAUUGGACCCAUUCCAGCCAGACCGAACCUCAUCCCGCUCCACAACGCCAACAACUCGGCCUACCUCCCCGGCGGCCUCCUCUCUCCCACCCUGAACCCCCCUCCUCUUUUUGACAACAAAUACCUGCUGGGGAACAACCUCAACCCGAGCCAAGUCUCCACGGAUUCAAACUCCAACCUCACCACCUCUGGUUUCUCCAUCAGCCCGGCGCUGAGUCCCGUCGACCCGUCCAAAACCAUCAACAACAUCAACGAGAAAUACGCUUCAAACACCGGGACGAACACCGACAACAUCCCCCCUCCUCCUCCGCGCUUCCUCCCCGGGACGAUCUGGUCCUUCAACCACACCCGCCGGUUCGGGACCGGGAGGGAGUCAUGCGUCACGGGCCCCGGGGUCUCCUGGACACACCCGGACGGUGUCGGGGUCCAGAUCGACACCAUCACACCUGAGAUCAGGGCUCUGUACAACGUGCUGGCCAAGGUGAAGAGAGAAAGAGACGAGUACAAGAGAAGAUGGGAGGAAGAGUACACAGCCAGAAUGGACCUGCAGGAGAAGGUGGCUGAACUCGAGGAGGACCUGCAGGAGAGCGAGGUGUGUCAGGACGAGCUGGCUCUGAGAGUGAAGCAGCUGAAGGCCGAACUCGUCCUCUUUAAAGGACUCGUUAGCAACAACCUGUCAGAUCUGGACAGUAAAAUCCAGGAGAAGGCAAUGAAGGUUGACAUGGACAUCUGCCGCCGCAUCGAUAUCACCGCCCGCCUCUGCGACGUUGCCCAGCAGAGGAACUGCGAGGACAUGAUCAACAUGUUUCAGGUGGCCACACCCCCCUCCACUAUGAGUGGCCGGGCCAGGAAACAGAGUGGGCAGUCAGCAAAGGGUGCGGAUGGAGACGAACUGAGCAUGUCCGAAAGCGAGGGAGGCGGGGCUAAAGAUGAGGAGUCCUGCAGCACGUCGGCCAAUCAGAUCAACGAGCAGAUGCAGAGGAUGCUGAAUCAGCUGAGGGAGUGUGAGUUUGAGGAUGACUGCGACAGUCUGGCCUGGGAGGAGACGGAGGAAACUCUUCUGCUGUGGGAAGAUUUUCCUGGAUACCCACUGGGAGUGGAAGCACAGGGAGAGCUUCAGCAGCAGGAGGAGUCCAUUGAGGAUGUGAUAAAAGACACAGAGACUCUGUUCAAAUCCAGAGAGAAGGAAUACCAGGAGACCAUCGACCAGAUUGAGCUGGAACUGGCCACAGCCAAGAAGGACAUGAACCGUCACUUGCACGAGUACAUGGAGAUGUGUUCAAUGAAAAGAGGGCUGGACGUUCAGAUGGAGACUUGCAGGAGACUCAUCACACAGAGUGGAGACAGGAAGUCACCCUCGCUCAUCACAGUGGACGACUCGGACGGUGAGGAGAAGAAGAAGCCAGCUCUCCCUGCCGACUCUCUGACCAGCGACUCUCACUGCGAUGCCAACGCCGCCAUCCCUCCUCUGACCUGGAGGAAGCCCUAACAAACACUGCUACUACAAUCAGAGAAUGUCACACUAACGCUCUCCUCUUCCUGUAGUGUGGUUCCAUAGCCUAAAUCUAAUGGGGGGUGGGGGAAAAAUUGAGCUGUGUACAACUUCACAACUUCCACACAUCUAAAAUUAUGUCUCAGUGGUUUUUGUUCACCCAUAGUAAAAAUGAUUUUAAAUCCAGCAGAUGUAAAAAUGUAUGUUCUUGGUCUUUAAGCCUCUUUCGAAGCAGCCAGUCUGAUGAUGUUUGGUUACUUUUACUGUUCACAAACUCAACAGCAGGUGAUUAAAGGCAAAGGAGAAGAACUUAAAUCUGUUAUUGAGAGCAGAAAAGUUUCACCCACAUACACACAAAAGUAGAAUUUGCUUGCAAAGCUUGUAGAGUGAAUUAUAGAAAGAUCUGAGCUUCAUCAAAAAGGCAAUAAUCAUUCACUUGAUGUUUAACUGCUGCCCUCCUGUGGUCAUCAGCUGUAACUGCACCUUAGUGAAGGUCAAACAGAACAAAAUGGAAUUUUGUCAGACAUUCACAGAGGGACAUAUUUUAUUUUGCGCACUGACCUGGCUGUUUAGUGCAGGAGCCAAUCAUUUGCACAGUUUUAGUAAUAAUGCCUUUCAGCUGCAGCUGCACAGACAAAGUGACGCACAAUGAAAGAGUUUGCACACGACUGUGGUUAAGAGUCUGAACAGUUUACUAAUUAACCAAAUUAUUUAUGAUAAUGAAAUGCUUGUUUUUAUUCUGUGUUUUGGUUACUUGUGUAUAAACCUGUCAUGUGCUGCAGCUUUGAAAUGUUGCAAUUAUAAGCAGAUGUUUAAUUCCUAAAAAUGUAGUUACAUGUUCAUGAUUUUCUGGGAUUUUACUGAAAGUAAACUAAAUAUUAAACAAAAAUUUCACAUUCAUCUCCACCUAUCAAAGCCCAACUUGCCUUAAACUGAUUUCUAAUAUGACACCUUCUGUGAUAAAAAACAUUGUAGCUGCAUGAGAGUCAAUGUUAGUCAUGAGAGCUGUCCUGAAGAUGCAUCUUUGAGCAUUCAAUCCUCUUAUUUUCUUUCUUAAUUAGAGUUUUUUGGUUUUGCUGGUGCAGUCCAGUGUACAAGUUUAUACCGGUUUAAUUUUGUGCAAACAGGCAUUUGUCGUUGUAACGUGUUCUGGCAAAUUAAAAAGUAGCCCACAUCAGCAACCUGUGCCAACAGCUUCAAAGAGCUACAUCCAGCUUGUACUGCAGUAGUGAUAAGCAAUUUUACAAGAUGAUUAAGAUAUUUCUACGCUGAUAAACAGACUAACGGAGCCUCUAGUGUCUGACAGGCUGAGAGCCAACACAGCAACACAUGUUUUUUUUUACCAGAAAGUUUGUGUUUUUCGGGGUAAAGUGACAAGACAUGGAGGAGUUAGUCUCUCAGUUUGGAUUUGAAGCACACGAAGGAGGUGUGACAACAUGGACAUGAGUGACGCAGUGCACCGUAUUGAGCUGCACCUUGGUUAGACGCUCCCUCUAGUUACUUGUGUGUCUUGCAUUGAAAGCAUCACAAUGGACGAGGAAAGCCUGAUCCAUCAUUUUGAAUACUGAAUUAUGAAGGUACUUGCAGUUGGCUGUAUUGUAUGUCAUUUCUGGUAGAAAAUAUCACACUUUAAAAUGUGUUUUCAGUUUAAAAAGAACAAAUGAAUAUUAAGUAUUCACCCAUAUUUUAAGUGGUUUCGUCUCCAGUCUGAUCUGGAGUGCACAGCUGAUAUAAAUGUGGUUUGUUUACACGAUGUAACAGAGAUGCAUAACUAAUGGAUUCAAUGUGGACAGAGAGCUCUGAUGUUACGCGGUGCAAGGAGAUAGUCGAGUCCUUGCUUGCUCAGUGAACCAGUCCGGUGUUUGGCUUAAUAUCAAACCGGUUUGAAAACUGUUACACCGGCCCAAAGAAUAUUUUAGAAGUACAUAUUAGGAAACUCCAAACACCAAAACAACACUGACAUUGUUUUUUACUGAGAGUUUUAGACAGAUGAAAAACCAUGCUACUUUAAAUCUGUGUAAUGUAAUUUAAUAAGUUAUUUUGAUUUGGCUUAAAAUGCAACCUGUGUAAAGGACAGAUGUUAACUAACUAAUCAUUAUUUUCAUUGAUUAAUCCUGCAAUUACUUUCUACAAAAUUCUAUAAAAUAAAACUAAAAAGCGACGCGACAGUCAAAAGCCAAAGAUCUUCAGUUUACUUGACGUGGGCAAUCAAAUAGUUAAUAUUUGAGGAGCUAAAACCUGUUCAGUUUGGGGCAUUUUUACUUAAAAAAUUGUAAAAUUAUCAAAAUGAAGGCUGAUUAACAUUAUGUCAGUCGAUUAAAUUACUUUUUUAAUUAAUUGUUUCAGUUCUUCACAGAUCAACUUACACAUUUUUUAAAAUAUGAAUUUAGUUUUGAGAAUUGGAAGAGAUUUUCAGCUGAGGUGAAAUUUUUCUUAAACAAAUUAAAAGGGAAGGCGUCGAGCCAUCCUGUGUUAUGAAGUCAUUACUCCUGAAAUCCCAUCAUGCAACACCUUUGACACAUGUCCGCUGCAGAGAUCAUUUGUUUGAAAGAACUUGUCUGUGAUUAUGAGAUGUUUGGCAACAACAGAAAUUGAAGGGAAAUUUUAUUUUUGUUUUUAUUUUACAAAAGUAAAAACCUAUUUUAUGAAUGUACAGUUUGUAAAGGCUGAAUAUUGUAUCUGAUGUACAUAAUAAGGCUGUGUAUAUUGCUGAACUAUCUAUUAUGUACGCUUCAUGUUCUUAUCAUGUAAAGUUAGCUGAAUGCCACUCAGCCUUUUAUUUAUUCCUUACUUUUACUUUUGCUUACUCUUAACAGAUUGAGACAUCAUAGUAGGACAGCUGGCAUCAGUAUCAUUUAAGAAGGGUUGUCUCUUGCUGCAGUGAUUCAAAGUUAAAGUGACCUCUGAGUUUCCUGAUGAAGGAUGUGUGUGUAUAUAUAUAGUAUGUAGAGGAAAGAAGCCAUUUUGCAAAAGAUGUUUAAAAAAUUAUGAUUUUUUUUUUUUUUUACUUUGUUUGUGCCAGUUUUUCUGUCGUUGUUGACAUGAGUGUGUCACAGUUCACCUCUACAAACACAUCAUCUCUCAUUAUAUGAAUGUCUGCUGAGUCAAUAACCUGCCAUGUUCACCCAAAAAACAGAUCCAUGAAAGGAACACUUUUAGUUUUAGUCCUGUUGUUUUCUUCUCAGAGCACAUUUCUAAUCAAAAUGAACAUGCUUGUUUUCAUCUAUUAACGUAUUAUUUUACACUUUCUCAGCUAGUGCUCUGAGAAGAAAUGGACUAAAAUGCAACAUUAUUCCUUUAUGUAUUAUUAUAUCAAGGAGAAAAAAACACAGCAACUGCAAGUGUACAAUAUACUUAAAGCAAAAUAGACGGACAUUACUCACCUUAUCAAACUGUGUACAGGCGCUGCUUCAACUGAACUGUUGACAUCUAUAUUAUCAGAAUGUAAAUACUAUCUGUGGAAAGAGCAGAAAAUUGAAAUAAAUCAGGUGUGAAAGGAAAGACAAUGACUUAAAGACCUCAUGUAACAGAAACGAGAGAGUGUGGCCGAAACGGACUUCAACAGGUCAGCAUGUACUUGAGCUAAGCGCUAUUCUUUAUAUUUAAAAUAGUGUCUGUGAGCUCUCUGUGGCUGAUAUAGUUCAGAUACUUAGUUUGGUUUGUGUAAAUUGAGUCAUUGUUUUGAUGAGGUCUUUAACUUUUUGUUUUCUUUAUUUCGUAGAGCUGUAUGUUUGAGCAAUUCACAGAAGCUAAAUGAAAAAUUGUCCAGAAUAAAAGACAUAAUAGAGUC
This is a messenger RNA of Epinephelus lanceolatus (giant grouper), 6352 nucleotides long. It is a transcript of the gene iffo1a, whose product is annotated as intermediate filament family orphan 1a. Lineage: Eukaryota; Metazoa; Chordata; Actinopteri; Perciformes; Serranidae. The record is from RefSeq and is a predicted model, not a curated record.